Messenger RNA from Penicillium canariense, 822 nucleotides. RefSeq lists its product as uncharacterized. The record is from RefSeq and is a predicted model, not a curated record. Bases 1 to 822 code for a protein of 273 amino acids. The transcript has a single exon. Lineage: Eukaryota; Fungi; Ascomycota; Eurotiomycetes; Eurotiales; Aspergillaceae.
AUGCAGCAGCCAGACAAGAACCCUAACAACGUCAACAACCGAGAGACCCCCGGUGACCACGCUGACCCCCUGGCCAACAACACCACCGGAACCGACCCAGAGAGCGUUGAUACUUACGGGACUACAUACGCUGCUCCCACCGAGGAGGGCCAGAUCAGUCCGAACCAGGGCGAUGUGCCAAGUGAGUUCGACGUGUCACUCAUAAACUAUGCGCAGGCUACCAACCCUGGUUUUGCUCUGCCCGAUAGCCCGGGAGUGGCUGGCUUUCUGUCUUCUCUCUUUCCGCAGAGACAGACACGCUCUCCGAACCAAGGACUCCAAGGAUACCUCAUCCAGAUGCAACUCUGUGCCGGCAUCCCCCCAGAGGGUAUCAAGCCCAUGGAAACACCCAAUGUCGUUCGGCACGCUAGUUCCCCAGCUAUGAUGCUGGUCAUCGAUGAUAACAUCACACUUCCCGCCAUCCCGCUAGCGAGCUUCAAUGGUACUCUGGAUCCUCUGCCCAUCCAUCCUUCAUUCCCGGAACCUCCGUCCUGGCGUCAACGCUGGGAUUCUCUUAGCCAGCACGGGGUCACCAACACCGUGAGCCCGUUCACAUCCGCGGAGGAACGAGAGACGUUUAUGAGAUUCUAUGUCAACCACUUUCUGAACCCCCCGGGCACCAACCACAUCUCUGCCAUCCCGGAGGGAGAUGACAAUGAGAAUGGUGAGCUGGCCGGCUUUCCAAGGUCUGUUCCACCCACCCAGAGCCUUUCCAACCCUGACUAUUCCUUGAACAUGGAUGGAGAGGAGGACGAGGUCGGGAAUGAGUGGAUAGGAGGUUGA